GCGAGUGCCCCACGUGACGGUGACGUCACGGCUGUCUACGUUGCAGGUGCCGCGCCGCGAUGGCGCCGCGAGUCCCGGGCGCCGCGCGCGUUUCGCGGUAGCGACAGCGACUCUCGACCCCACGCCGCCUCGAGCGACAUGGCCUCGGAGCCCAGGGGCGUCCUGCUGCCGGGCAGCGGCAGCAGCUUGUGCUUCGACAGGGAGCAGUUCAUGAAAGACGGAUUUGAUGUGGACAGCUUCGUGGCAGAAUGCAAGAAGCACGUGCAGCUGGAGGUGCUGCGCGAGGACCUGGAGGUGUAUUACAAACUUCUCAAGAGCUCCAUGGUGGAGCUCAUCAACAAAGAUUACGCGGACUUCGUCAACCUCUCAUCCAACUUGGUUGGAAUGGACAAAUCAUUAAAUCAGCUUCGAGUACCCCUGGGGCAGCUGAGAGAGGAAGUCCUGUGUGUGAGGUCUGCACUAAACGAAGUCAUUCAAGCCUUUGAUGACAGGCUGGCCAAGAGGACAGAUAUUCGUAAGAAAAAGGCUUGCCUGCAGAGGUUAAUGCACGUGAUCCGCUCAGUGGAAAAAAUAGAGAAAAUCCUUCAAACGCAAGGCUCCAGGGACGGCCUUUCUGCUUCUGACACCAACAGCGUUCCACUGGCUGGGCAGACCCUGGAAAGAAUCGCCACCGAGUUUAACCAGCUGCAGUUUUACGCUGUUCAGAGCAAAGGCAUGCCCCUACUGGACAAUAUCCGCCCGCGCAUCGCGGGCAUCACGGCCACGCUGCAGCACUCACUGGAGGGGCUGCUGCUGGAGGGGCUGCAGGCGGGCGACGGUGGCGUAGUGCGGCAGUGCCUGCGCACGUACGCCACCAUCGACAAGACACGUGACGCAGAGGCUCUCGUCUCGCAGAUCCUCGUCAGGCCGUUUGUUGAGGAGGUCGUCUCAGAACAGUACGUACAGAGCCACCCCCAGGGUCUCAAGGGCAUGUACAGCAAGCUGCUAGAGUUUGUACCACACCACUGUCGUCUGCUCAAGGAAGUCACAAUGGGAACACUUGUCAGCGGGGAGAGAACGGAGGUUGUGCAUGGCUACGACUUCCCUGUGAACUCCGUGUGGCCUGAGAUGGUGCGGUGUUUGGAGCAACGUCUCUCUUCCAUCUUCAAUGCGGGGAAUCCCGAUGUCUUCCACGAGAAAUACAACAUGAGCAUGGAGUUUGUGUCUGCCUUUGAGAGGCAGUGCGCAUCCCAGGCCAGUGUGCGCCGGCUGCGUGCACACGCGGCCUACGAGAGCUUUUCAAACAAGUGGAGCCUGUCCGUGUUCUUUCAGAUACGGUUCAAGGAAUUGGUUGAAAACCUGGAGAGCGCGCUGCAUUCAGGGCUCCAGCUGGCACCAGCUGACAGUGAGUUCCGGCUCCACGCUACCCACGGGCUGUGGAUGUGUCUGCAGAGGUGCUGGGCCGACCCCGUGUACCUACCGCCCCUGGCUCAUCGCUUUUGGAAGGUCACGCUGCAGAUGCUGGCUCGCUAUGCCAUCUGGAUGCAAGAGCUGCUGGAGCCUCCGGCCCCCAACCCGCACGACCAUCCACCACGGGAGGGUGGAGGGCUCAAGCCGUCGCAGUCCACCCCCGGGUUUGGCUCCAUGCUUCAGCAGCAUCAACAUCAGCACGAGCCUCACGGUGCGGUCAACGCCUACGGUGGCGCGGGGGUGAAGCGGUCGCCCUCGGUGCAGAUCCUGGGUGGCGAGGAGAAUCACACGGGCAGGACCGCCUCUGAUGUGUCGAGCUCCAAAGCCCCGUCAUGUGGCCAGCUGGCAUCAGUCGUUGGUGAUAGUGACAGGAUACAGAAAAAGCUUGAAGACUUUUUGCAGACCGUGAUCAAGCCCCGGUUGGACCUCUUGGGGUUCAAAAACUAUGACAGCCUCUCCGGCGCGCUGGCGGAGUCGCGAGCGGCCCUGGAGGGGGCCGUACCGGCAUGCGGCACGCGCAUCACGGGGGAGCUCGCCGAGCUGUGCUCGGGCUGCCUGCGUGGUGCCCAGGAGGUGCCGCGGCUCUACCGCCGCACCAACAAGGAUGCCCCCAGCAGGCCCUCGCCCUACGUGGAGAAUGCGCUCCGACCCUUGGAGCAGAUGCUGAGCGAGCACACGGGCGCCGUGGAGCACGCUCGCCUGCACGCCUGGAUCCUCGACUCGUUGCGGAAAAGCACGGAGAGGUACCACGAGACGGUCUCCGAUGUACUCACGUCCGUGCGCAAGAUGGAAGAGAGCCUGAAGAGGCUGAAGCAGGCGAGAAAAACGGGGGUAGGGGUGACAGCGGCGGCAGCAACAAGCGGUACAGGGCUGACGGACGAUGACAAAAUCCGGUUACAGCUCUACCUGGAUACGCAGGCCUUCCGCCAGCAGAUUGAGAAGCUUGGUGUUGAAGCAUCGGAAAUCCCAACACUCCAUUCACUCAUAGACACUGUACAAACAGCCAAAGCGCUCGUCACUACAGAAAGUAUAUCAUGACCUUUUGUUUUGUUCUUAAGUGGCACUGGAGAAUCAUUCUCUGUUUAUAAGUUACUGAAAUAAAGACGGUACAAGUUACGGAUAUAGUGUGGAUUUUUGUCAAAAAAUGGGACAUUGUACCACCAAGGGGGGGGGGGGGUAUGGUGCUUUUUACAGGUGUAAAAUAAUUGUAAAUUAAAAAAUUGUGUAAUACUGUAUAGUUAGUAUUGGUGAUUGUUCUUAUGGAUUCUGAAUUAAAUUCUCCACUUUCUGGGUUUUAACCGAAGUGCGUGUGGACGUUGUGCUGUGCGAGUUGAAGCUUCGUGGCAGUGAAGGGAAAUAUGCUGAGAGUUGUGACAAGCAGAAUUGACAUUUAUUUUGAACUUGAUGCAAUCAUACAAAAAUAUCUAAGAUUACAAACACGUGUAUCAACUUACGGCAAAUGUGCUUAUAUGCUGUUAAAUGUUUUUUCGUGAGUGGUUUGGAUUUAAGUGCGGGUUUAUUCAUUUGCUAGCAUGAUACCCACCACACCCACAGGCUGCGCCCCUGUGAUCAUUUCACUUGCUGCAGUGCUGUUAGCGACGACAAUAUUUAAUGUCUCUUUCACUCAAACUUUGAGUGCCCUUAUAACUGGUACACGCAGGUUCUGCGCAAGGGACCUCAUGCUCAUUGUGCUCCGUGAUGUUUAUUUAGGUGAUAACAGCGCUCUGCGUAUCCGAUUCCUAAUUGCUAUUUGUACACUCGCGUUCGCGCCCCUCACCUGUACACAGCACUUAUAAAAGUGCUGCGAAGGUUAACGUUGCUUUUAACUUCCUCUUUUAAAUAACUGUGUUGAGGAAUAUACGAUGUUGGCUAAUCAUGGCCGGCGUAAUCUAUAAUUUGGCUUCUAAAUAAUGGAUAUAUAAUUUAGAGUAAUUAUUUUUUCAAACAAAAGAUAGUUCUGUUUAUAGCAAUAGAAUGGGUAUGGGAAUUAAGCAUAUACAUGGUGGUAUACAGUGUCUUCGACUACACAUCCUUCCUAUGCACUACAAAGUGAAAACGAAGCAGUUUUCCCUUUAUUAUGCAUCUUUUUUGAAAAUGCUCUUGUGACAAUAAAUCGCUUUACACGCUCAAACAUU
Messenger RNA from Petromyzon marinus (sea lamprey), 3584 nucleotides. It is a transcript of the gene COG2, whose product is annotated as component of oligomeric golgi complex 2. NCBI's taxonomy places the organism in Eukaryota, Metazoa, Chordata, Hyperoartia, Petromyzontiformes, Petromyzontidae. Gene Ontology annotation, cellular component: COG complex; membrane. Gene Ontology annotation, biological process: protein transport; intra-Golgi vesicle-mediated transport; Golgi organization. The record is from RefSeq and is a predicted model, not a curated record.